Molecule: messenger RNA, 1638 nt
Organism: Exophiala spinifera
Lineage: Eukaryota; Fungi; Ascomycota; Eurotiomycetes; Chaetothyriales; Herpotrichiellaceae
Exons: 2
Coding region: 1-1638 (545 amino acids)
Biological process (GO): carbohydrate transport; transmembrane transport
Cellular component (GO): membrane
Molecular function (GO): carbohydrate:proton symporter activity
Source: RefSeq, a predicted model, not a curated record
AUGGCGACUGAUCUCAAGAAGACUACAGGAGUGGCUCAGACUGACAUUGAUGUCGGCUCCCUCAGUGCUGCCGAUAUCAGCGCCCUCAAUGAAGCUGAGAAGUCCCUCGCACAUACUAGGUUCGAGCACAGCCUUGGGUUUUGGCAGGCGGUGAAACAUUAUCGCCCGGCACUUCUAUGGGCGGCCUUCGUCAACUUGUCCGUAAUCCUCUGCGGCUUUGACGGUGCCCUGAUCGGCAGCCUGGUUGGGCUGUCGCCUUUCACACGCACAUAUGGGAGACUCGUCAAUGGGGAAUACCAAGUCGCACCGUCGUGGCUGUCUGCAUUCAACUACGCAGCAAUGCUUGGAUCAAUGCCCGGCUCGCUCACCGCAGGAAUGGCAUACGACAAGUUUGGCCCACGGAUCUGCUUAGCAGCCGCAUCGACAGCAUCCAUAGGUUUCAUCUUCCUACAGUUCUUCAGUCAAGGUCCAGCUCUGCUUUUUGUCGGUGAGCUGCUCAAUGGGCUUGUCCUUGGUGCUUACCCAGUCCUUGCAAAUGCCUAUAUUGGAGACGUCGCUCCUGUUGCCGCACGAGGUGUUAUCGCAGCCUUUAUCAACAUUUCCUUUGUCAUCGGUCAGCUAGUCGCUUCAGGCGUACUGAAAGGCACCAGCACGAUCGACAGCAAGUGGUCGUAUAAGAUCCCAUUUUCCCUCCAGUGGAUCCUUCCCCUCUGUGUCCUGGCCGUGGUUUUCUUCCUCCCCACGCCGGCGUACUGGCUUUGCAAGAACGGCCGCGACGACGACGCCAGAAAGUCCCUGCAGCGUCUCACGACUGGACAGGUGGAUAUUGACUGCCAAAUCGCAAACAUCAAGGAGACACUCCGGCUCGAAGAGAGCGCGAAAGAGAAAGUGCACUUUUUGGAAUGCUUCAGGGGCACCAACCUGCGCCGCACCUUGAUCUCGUGCCAGGUCUUCAACAUCCAAGCACUCUGCGGCAACAUUUUGUUCAUCAACUACGCCGUCUACUUUAUGCAGAUUGCCGGCCUGAAAGAGUCGGAUUCGUUCUCCAUGAACAUUGGUUUGACGUGCAUGGGCUUCGUGGGCACCCUGUUGUCGUACGUGCUGAUCUCAUACGCUGGCCGACGCACCAUCUAUCUCUGGGGCACGACGGGCAUCGCGUCCAUGUGUCUCCUUAUCGGCAUCUUGGGCGCGGUGCCUCACCACAACGCCGGCCCCGUGUGGGCCAUGUGCGCGCUCAUGGUCAUAACCACCUUCAUGUACGACCUCACAGUCGGCCCGUUGUGCUUCACCGUCAUGUCCGAGGUAUCCGCCGUCAAGCUCCGAGGCACCACGAUCGCCCUGUCGAACGUCACCGUGACAAUCACCUCCAUCAUCACGGCGGUCGGGAUCCCUUACGCCCUCGACAUCAACGGCGCCAAUUGGGGCGGGAAGCUCGGAUUCCUGUUCGCCGGGCUUGGUCUGCUCAACAUGGCUUGGUGUUACUUCUUCCUGCCCGAGACCGGAGGCCGGACUUUUGAAGAGCUAGAUUUGAUGUUCCAGCUUAAAGUGCCUACCAAGCGGUUCAAGUCUUACAGGAUCGAAGGAACUCACGUCGCUGACGACGAGCUCGGGAGUGGGGAAGUUGCUCAGCACACAUAG